Auxenochlorella protothecoides is the source of this 2787-nucleotide messenger RNA. RefSeq names its product E3 ubiquitin-protein ligase UPL3. Bases 1 to 2787 code for a protein of 928 amino acids. Gene Ontology annotation, molecular function: ubiquitin protein ligase activity. The transcript has 10 exons. Gene Ontology annotation, biological process: protein polyubiquitination; proteasome-mediated ubiquitin-dependent protein catabolic process. Lineage: Eukaryota; Viridiplantae; Chlorophyta; Trebouxiophyceae; Chlorellales; Chlorellaceae. The record is from RefSeq and is a predicted model, not a curated record.
AUGGACAGGAAGUCCAGCGCCGGAAUGCACCGCGGGCACAGUGCGCUGCAGGGCCUGCUGCGCCGGCUGGGCGCCGGGUUUGAGGACGUGUUCCACACCGGCGCCUCGUCCGCCGCCGGCGGCGGCGCGUACCACCCCGGCAACGCACGCGUACGCGCCGCGCUGGGCCAGCUGCGCUCCCACGACGCCGGCGAGCAGCUGGCUGGGCUGGCCGAGCUAUGCGAGUACCUGGCGGUGUCCACCGAGGAGAGCCUGCUCACCUUCCCCGUGGACACCGCAGUGCCCCUGCUGAUCAAGUGCCUGAACGAGGAGGGGGAGCCGGACGUCGCGCUCCUGGCGGCGCGCGCCCUGACCUUCCUGGCCGACGUCUCCGGCCCCGGCGGCGCGGCGUUGGUGCGCCACGGCGCCCCCGCCGCGCUGGUGGGCCGCCUGCUGAGCAUCGAGUACAUCGACCUGGCGGAGCAGGCGCUGCAGGCCCUGCAGAAGCUGGCGGGCGAGCACCCGGGCGCACUGCUGCGCGCCGGCGCGCUGGCGGCCGUGCUCGCCUACCUCGACUUUUUCCCCCUGAGCGUCCAGCGCGUGGCGGUGGACACCGCAGCUGCGCUUUGCCGCGCGCUGGGUGCCGACGCGCUGGAGGCCGCGGCCGCCGCGCUGCCGUCCCUGCUGGGCCUGCUCCAGUCGCAGGACGCGCGGCUGGCGGAGGGCGCGGGGCGCGCAGUCGCGCGCAUGGCCGAGCGCUACGCGCGCGACCGCGACGCGCUGGCCACGCUGUGCGCUCUGGGCCUGGUGGACGAGGCUGCGGGGGUGGUCGCGCUGAUCGAGGCGGUGUUGCCUGCAGGGGAGGACGGCGACGGGACGACGACGGAUGGGCAGCCCCCCCGGAGACUACCGCACGACCUCACCCUCUCCCUGCUCCCCGUGCUCCUGCGCGUGAGCGAGGCCGGCACCGGCGCGGGCCUGCGCCUGGCCGGCCUGCGCGCCCUUGCCACCGCGGCCGCCGCCUCGGAGCGCAGCGCGCUGCGCGCCGCGCUGCUCCCGCUCCCGGUCUCCUCCUCGCUGGCGCGCGCGCUGCGCUCCGGGGACGAGGGGGUCGUGGCCCAGGCCCUGCGCGCUGCCGAGCUGCUGCUGGACGCGAUGCCGGACGCCUGCCCCGCCGCCUUUGCGCGCGAGGGCGCCGUGCGCUGCCUGCGUGACUGCGCGGCCGCACUGCCCGAUGCGAGCGCAGUGGAGGGCCUGCUGGCGCGCCUGGCCUCGGGCGAGGACCAGGCGGUGUCGACCUACGAGCUUGGGAGCAGCGGGGCGCUGGACGCGCUGUGGCGCCACCUGCAAGGCAAGGACCUGGGGCAGGACGUGGGCGCCAGGCUGGCGCGCUGGUCCCAGUUCCUGAUCGCGGGGCAGCGCGCCUGCGCGGCCGCCGUUCCUGCCGCCGAUCCCUCCGGCGGCACGCACCUGGGGUCGCUGGUGCACCACGCGCUGGCGGCCCUGGAGGCCAGCGAGAAGCUGGCGGUGGGCCCCUCGGCCCCCGCCCCGCCGCCGGCCUCUUCCUCCUGGGCGCGGCUGGCGCGGUCGGCGCUGGGCCGCGGCGGCGGCGGCUCGACGGCCGACCAGGGGGCGCUGGCGGCCGGGCUGGAGACGCUGAGCACGCCGCUGAACCUCCGGCUGUGCCGUGCGCCGGGCGCGGAGGGCGCGGGGGUGCGCGACCACGGCGCCAGCGUCGUGUCCGUGGUGCCCAUGGUCACCCUGGACCAGGUGGAGGACUUUCUCUGGCUGCGGGUCAGGGACGAGCGCUCCGCACCGGCCUCGAGGGAGAGCCUCGGCGCGGCACUGGCGGAGGGGCCGCCCGAUCGCGGCGACUGGGCCUCCCGGCUCUGGAACGAGGUCCACCGCGUCACCUACCGCCUCUGGCGCGCCGGCGACGAGGACACGGGCGUCGCGCUCGAGGCGGGGUCUGGGCGUCCCGCCCGGCGCACGGCCUCACGCCGCCGCUCUGGCGCCGCUGACGACGCAGCGGUCACCGCUGCGCUGGCCUCCUCAGACGCCCCCCCGCGCGCGCUGGCGCACCUCUUUGCCGACGGCUUCGGCGAGGACGGGCGCCUGCUGGACCUGCCCCUGUCGCCGCUGAUGUGGCGCAUGGUGGCCGCUGUCGACGGCGCCGCCGCGGAGGGCCUGGCCCCAGACCUCGUGGAUCUGGAGACUGUGGACUCUGGCCUGGCGCAUGGCCUGCGCCGGCUGGAAAGCGCGGCCCGCGCCCCGGGCCCCGCGCGCGGCCUGGUGGACGGCGUCCCGCUCGCCGACCUCUACCUGCCCGCAGACCGGCUGCCGGGGUACCCCGGAUACCGCCUGGCCGGCGUGGAUGACGCGCCGGGUGCGUUGGUGGGCGUCGCCUCGGCGCCGCGCUACAUCGCGGCGGUGCUGGACGCGACGCUGGGCGCCGGUGUGGCGCGCCAGGUAGCCGCUUUCCGGGCUGGGUUCGCCGCCGUCCUGUCGCCGGACGUGCUCCUCCGGUUUCAGCCCGAGGAGCUGGAGCUCCUGCUCUGCGGGUCGGGCGAGGCGUGGACGGCGGAGGAGCUGCGAUCCGCCAUCCACUGCGACCACGGGUACACCCUGGCCUCCGCCCCUGUGCGCUGGCUGGUGGAGGGGGCUGCACUAGACGCGGAUGCCGACCUGCCCUCCGUCAUGACCUGCGCCAACUACAUCAAGCUGCCGCCCUACUCGUGCAAGGCCGUGCUGGAGGCGCGGCUGAUGUACGUGCUUGCGGAGGGCCAGGGCUCAUUCGACCUCUCCUAG